Molecule: messenger RNA, 19594 nt
Organism: Xyrichtys novacula (pearly razorfish)
Lineage: Eukaryota; Metazoa; Chordata; Actinopteri; Labriformes; Labridae
Source: the annotation of a GenBank genome assembly
GCUUGUUCAUCUGUGGCAACCGGGGCCAGACGUCUGUCGGGUCGAGAGGACAAGGGCGAGCGUGACGGAGUGAGAAAGAGCAGAAGAAGAGAAAGUCAAGAGACCAUCGAGAGCACCUCAGAGUUAGAGCUAUUUCAGCUGUCCGUGGUCAAGGACAACAAGUAUUGAAGUUUUAACUGAAACAGAAACGGCACAGUCAUGAUGAUGAUGACCCAGGUGGAGACCACGGUGCACUAUAAUAACGGCUACGAGGAGGAGUACAUGAUACAGGAGGAUGAGUGGGACAGGGAUAUGCUCCUGGACCCUGCCUGGGAACAACAGCAGAGGAAAGUAAGUCAAAAACAAACCAAAAAAAAAAAGAAAAAAUCCUGACCAAAUGUUUGUUCUGAGUGAUGGAUACAAAGACUAAAAUGUGGUUACAUUACUGAUUAUCUAAUGGAGACUUUUCUGUACAAACCAUUGUGACUGGGAGGGUUAUAAUUGUUAAAUUUGGACAUUUGAAACAAUACAAAAGUUUCUGACAAACUCCACAAGUACAUAGUGAGUUCAAGCACGAUAUAAGCACAACAUCCGGCUCGUACUUUCAAAAUAAAACACUAAAGUGAGAACCCUGGUUACAAGUACCAUAACUUGGGGUAUAAACGUAAAGGAAAAAGUGAACAUGUAUAUAAAAACUUAAAACGGAACUCCUAACGUUUAUUUCACUAUUUUUUUAAUUUUUCAUACCAGUAACACUUUACAAUAACCACAACUUUAAAAUGGUAAAUAGACCAUUUAUACAUAUUAAGCAGAUAGUUUAUGAAUGUUUAAUCAUCAUUUAUAAAUAGCAUAUAGACCAGUAAUAAAUUGUACAUUUUUACAAUUUAAAAAAACCUAACCCUAACUUUACAAUAACCAUCUAAGUAAUGUUUAUAGGUGGUUUAUAAACCACUUGUUAAUCAUUUACAAAGUACAUCAGUUGCAACUUUACAAUAACCAUCUAAGUAACGUUUUUAGAUGGUUUAAAAACCAAAUAUUAACCAUUUACAAAGUGCUGCUGACACACAUUUUAAUCUAGAUAUUUUACUACCAAUAUUUAAACCCUAUAUAAACCUUGUGAAUAAAUGAAUAGUCCAUUAAUAAUUAAUGAAAAUAAUUCAUCAUAAUUUCAUUGCUUGUUAAUGGUAAAGUAACUAUUUCCUUACAUUAAUAAACUAUCUAUUUGCCAUUUAUAAUUGGUCUAUAUCCUGUGUUAAAAUGAUGAGUAAACAUUAAUAAACUAUCUAUUAACCGUUUAUAAGUAUUUAUAAGUAGUUUAUAAGUAAUUAGUAUCUAUCCCACAGCCUGAUUUGGCAUUUGUUGCUUUAAAUUGCUAAGUAUCCAUAUUGGCACCAAAGGAUUAAGAAUAACACAAUGACUUCUCCAACACCACUCACUCCAAUGCUCAAACUCAAUUUUUUAAAAUUCUCAAUAGUUUAGAUUUUGAAUGUCCCACCUAUUUAACUUACGGCAUGUUUCUUUGUCCAUGCUGCUACCUUGACGCAGCCCAGGGUCUGGGGUAGUGGGCUUGACGGACGGAUGCAGUGGGUACCAUCUAACAAUAGCUCUGCCUUCCAGCGGCUCUCCAGACCGCUGCCUCUCCACUGAUACGCGCGGAAUGCGAGCUGUCAACAGAUGCUUCUAACACAUGAUGACGCUCUUGGGAUUAGAAUGGACGCUACAUCUAAUUUUAACCUCAGGACCAAAAGGCAUUAUAGUAGGGUUAAUCCAGUGUCCUUGGUGCGGAAUUCUUUUGUUUAUAGAAACCAUGCAGAAAUAUUGUACCAGCACCAGCUCAUCUCAAUAUAGCCCCGGUCUUCCGCACUGUCAGUUGGUUUUAGGGCUUUGAUAGUUGGCCUGGGCCUUAAACUCUAGCUCUUUGCUCAACUGGGGACCAUCAGCCUUAUGCCUAUAACCUCCUGUGGCCCCCACAUGGAUGACAAAACUGGGUAUUUUUGGAAACACAAGACAGCAGCACAACAGUCAGGGCCCAAGCCAAAACACACACCUACAUUACAGUUUACUGAGAUGUUAUUAGUUCUUAUGGGCUGGUGUUCACAAGAGAACAGUGUUUGUUCACAUAAACAAAGACUGGUAUGAAAUUGUCCUUCCAGCUAUCUCCUUACAGAAGUGGACCAAUACUGAACCAAUAGGACAUCCUCAAAGCCCAAGUACCAUUUUUUCUGCUUUAAUUGGUUUAGAUCUCAGACUAAGCGACUGUACAGUUGGUUUAAGUGAAAAACAACUAGCAACUAUGAAAGCUAUAUUCGUACAAUAUUAAUCCAGCACAAUAAAUCACCAAAAAGCAUUACUUAUUCAGAGCAUAGUUAAAAAAUGCAAAAGUUAAUAUUUGCUUAAAGUAAAAAAUGCAAAACAAACAAGGCAUUUGAUUUGUUAUUGCUGUAAAAUAAAUGUUAAAAACAUAUUGUAUGUCUCUACCAUUGACUUGGCAUGGUUUUAACUAAAUAGUUUCAAACUCUGCAAAGCAGCUGCUGGGGCUUUUCUUUAUUGGAUGUUAAGUAUUGGUUAAUCCAAUGAUACUUUUCUGUUACCUGACACAGGCAGGUUCAUAGAGGACACUGCUGAAGCUUUUAGAGCCAAGUCGGCACCAACUGUUUACUGGAGCGAAUGAGCAAAAAUGUCUUAUUUAUAGGGGUCAGUUCAACUCCAGCAGGAUAGCCUUUGGCCUAGCUAAGCCAGACAAGCCUAAGCCACUUUAUGGAAAGGGUUGGUCCCCUUUGGAUGUGAUGCAUAAAUAUUUUUAGCUUUAAUCGUCACUGGUAGUGCCGGAGAGGCCACAAGUGAGGGUGGUGGUGCCUGGAAAGUGGGCAGCAGGGUUUACAACUGUGGCUGAGUCAAAGUUAGGGGAACUAUAGGCCACAUUUUUAUCAAGGAGGGAAGCUCAUUGUAACACUGAGUGUAAAAUGCAGUAGUUUUUGAGCCUAAUUUUCUAAAGUCAGUCUUUGCACCAUCAGGAAGGUAUAAGAUUUUGGGUUGAAAAAGAUCAUCUCUCUGAACUUAUAAUUGUGCCAAAGUAGCCAAAAUAAAAUAUGAGCCUGUUGAAAAAUACAUAAACAAGACUAUUUCUUCUUCUUAAGGGCUACAAAUGCAAAUCAGUUUCCAAUUAUGGUCAGAUUAACCACCUCAAAGUGUAAAAGUAAUAUUUCAAAAUCCUACAGCAACUUAAAAAAACUCAAGAACCACUCAUUUCAUUUUACAAAUGUGAAAAAUGAAGAGGCAAAAAUUCACACUACACACUGCAUAAAACUGCAUUGUUCUGCGGUAUCUGUCAAUUAGCUCAGUGUUACAGUAAUUGAAAAUAUGUUUCUAGUUGAUCGAAGUAACCCACUGCAGUAUACUUUGACAGAUCUGUUCAUUCACUCUGGUUGGUUAUCCUUCAAAUGAUUUGGAUUUCUGACUAUGUUCCCCUCUUGUAUCCAUUCCUGCCUGUCCUCAUAUCUCAGCAGAGUAACAAGUGUGACCUGGAAGGGCUGCAUUCAUGUUCUGUGAUAAAGUUGUCGCCUUGCAGCUGUAACCAAUCACAUCAUAAGUGACAAAGAGUGACGUGAAGGGAAAACUUGCUCCGCAUCCAUGUGACAUUUCCGUCCAUGUUGACAUGGCGGGACAGUUAGACGUUUUCCUCCUGGCCUCUUAUCGUGAGGCACAGCAGAGCGGUCUAAAUUUAACGCCUUAUAUCGGCCGGAAUGUGCUCUGCGGUCGGCUCCCAGCUUUCAUCUGCGCUGUGCCGAGCGCCCAUGAACUCUGUUAGUCGCUAUUGAAAGGCCUUAUAAAAAUAGGAGAAGACAAUGAUCCCGUCUUAACAUGAUUUACAGUAUUUCAGUGCCUGACAGAGUUAGUUGUUAGCUUUGGGAGAAGAAAAAAGUUGCAACUUGAUACUGAUAGGUCACUGAAGGUUAAUCCGAAAAUGUGGCACUGAUCACAAAGGUCAACAUUUAUUUGGUAUACUCUUGCAGUGAAGACUUGCUAAGCUGUUAGCUGUCUUGGUUUGUUUAGGUCUUCCACAGAGAUAUAUGUUAUUUCCUGUGUGAUCCUUACAUUUCGAAAUCAUUCUUCUUGAAGGAAUGCUGGAAAAGAUUUACAGGACGUCUAACUGUUUUGUAACAGCAUUAAGAAAUAGUACCAUGACUUAAAAAAGACACCUUAACUGUCUUUAUUGGUUGCCCAAAAUAGCAUGAGGACUGAUGACAAGUCAAUGCUUUGUGAGGGGAAACCCAAGAGAUGUCCCAUUAAUGUGAUAACAGCCUCACUUCUCUUGACACAAGCAAGCUGUGUUAAAGCAAACUGUUCUGGUAACUGUCCAACGGGAUGUCAACUCUCAUUCACUUAACCAUCCCUGGUGUCAGUGAAAACAAUGAUUUUCUGAAUUCUACAUAAGACUUGCAUCGAUCAAAACUCACAAAAUAGUGACACUUCUCCAGUCAGUUCAGUAAGAAGAACGUAGAAACAACUCAAAUGCCAAUUUACUUAAGCAUGUAAAUCCCAUGAUAAUGACCUUCACUUUCUAUUCCUGUCAGACGUUCACAGCCUGGUGUAACUCUCACCUGAGGAAAGCUGGUACCCAGAUCGAAAACAUUGAAGAGGACUUCAGGAAUGGUCUGAAACUCAUGCUGCUUCUGGAAGUAAUUUCAGGUAUGUCAACUAAAGGGAAGUAUUUGUCUCAAAACUUCACGUUUAUUUCCCCUAAUAAUCUGUUACUUUUUAGUCCAUCAUUAAAAUAAAUGCACAUUUGGUGGUCUGCCAGCCAUGUGGUGGUUUAAAUCCAUUUUUUGUGAUGAAGUACCAUCUUUAACAGCAUCUUUUGGGGAAGCAGACACAUAACACUGCAUUAAUACCUGACAUAUUGCUCUCUUUGUAGGAGAAAGGUUACCUAAGCCAGACAGAGGGAAGAUGCGGUUUCAUAAGAUUGCCAAUGUCAAUAAAGCGCUGGACUUCAUCACAAGCAAAGGAGUGAAACUGGUCUCCAUUGGAGCUGAAGGUAAAGAAAGCCUUUGUGUAUUUAUAAAUAAACUUCAAGCUGUCAGGGGUCCAAUGUGAACCACUGUCUGUAUAUAGAAUGGACAAUGCACUUCCAUUGUAAGGAGCCAAAAUACCAGCUGAGGGAGCCAAGGCAUUUGAAAAAGCAUUUUUCCUGUUUGGCUGACGUUACUCCCUUUCCACUAACCAAAACAUACAUUUAUCUUAGUGAUAAAAGGUCAAAGAUGCUUGAGUUCGGUAUACUUCACAGAAUAUAUACUUGUGUUGGUUUGAAGAGGACACUCAGGGUAAUGGCGAGUUCAGUGACUCUUGAGUCAGAGUUAAGAGCUCACUUUUGUCUACAGAGCUUUAAAUCUACCAUCUUUCUAAGUAUGUCUAUUUUAACCACUUACCUGGGGGGCUCUUAAGAUGAUGGCCUCACACAGGGAGGCUCUCCCUUUUCAUUACAGUCAAAAGUGUGAACCCACAUAGUAAGUUACACUAGCAGUUUAUUGUUCUAACUGUUUUUUUGUCCUUUCAGAGAUUGUGGAUGGUAAUGUAAAGAUGACACUUGGAAUGAUCUGGACUAUCAUCCUCCGCUUUGCCAUUCAAGACAUUUCUGUGGAAGGUGAAAUUUCAAAUCAAGUUGGAGAACUAUAUAAAAAACAAAAAAUCAGCCCUCUUUGCAACACAUACUAUUUAACAUCUAUUUUGCUUCUCAGAAACAUCUGCCAAGGAAGGUCUUCUUCUGUGGUGUCAGAGAAAGACUGCCCCCUACAGGAAUGUCAAUGUCCAAAACUUCCAUGUCAGGUAAGAGGUCAUCAUUACUUUCACUGAGUCUUACAUGCUGGUUGGUUUUGGUAACACUUAAUGUCAAAAGCUAAUCUUCAUUGUUUUAUUCUGUUUUAUAAUGUCAUACUCCAGACAAAGGUUGGAAAAUGUCAGCACUCAUUCCAAAUCAUUAUAAAUGCGGUAAAAAGGCUUAUCAAGAGGAGUCUUUUAAGGAUUAAGCUUUACAGAAUAGAAUUACCAAAAUCUGGACUUCAGCAGCUUCAUCUCUAGGUGCAGUUAGCAUGUUUCCUCUUUGUGCUGACAUGUUGGUUCUUUCUGCUCAUCGGCCCCUGUAGCUGGAAGGAUGGCCUGGCCUUCUGCGCCCUGAUUCAUAGACACAGACCCGACCUCCUCGACUACUCUAAACUCAACAAGGUGUCGUGUGGUUUCACUUGUAACCAGGAUGCCGUGUCUAUCACUAACAGAGUGAUUUCCACUUAAAUUAACACCAAUUUCCCAAAGAAAACUGAUCAAAAUAAACACACAAAGAAAGAACUCAAAUAAACAACUCUUGAGGCAACUUUUAAUGAUGUGCUGUGAGCAAUGAUAAAUCUUCAAUUACAUCCACAGCUGGAUGUUUCCUGAAAUAUUAAUGUUACUUUCAGAUAUUUCGCAAUUUUAAGGACACCCUCUGUUGUUUACUGUGUAAGCUAUUUGGGUUGAAUGUUCAUUGUGGAUAAACAGCAAGUUAUUUGACUGGUGUAGAUAAUACUAGGGGUGUGAUUCUUCUUUUAAGCAGAACAGCGUUAGGUUAGUCCCACAUCAUGCCUCAUUAUUCCUAACCGAGGCUGAUGCUUGGUUCACAAUUCCCGCAUAAGUAGUAUAAAAAGACUGUUGCCUCCUAUUUGAAUUCUGUUUAUAUUUUGCACCUUUCUGUGCCCAUUACCUCAUUAGAUUACAUGGUGAGGGUUUGUUGUUGACGAAAACCUGAAGUCAUAUAUAUAUGCAAACUCAGGCAUGUCUGCUUUUAAACUAAGACAAAUGAUACCCAGACGUACUGGUGUGUUUAUUUCUUGAGCUUACAUUGUUUAUUCAGUGCAAACAAACCCUCAACUCAUUUGAAUAUUGUAGCUCCAAUGGAUAGCCAGGAUUGUCAGUGUUUUCGAAUAAACAGGUGAGGGCCUCAGUGAGCCAUGAUGCGUAUUAUCACAGAGCUUGAGAGAACAGCUGACAGCCUCCCUGUGAUUGUAACCUACGAGUAACGCACCCUCUUUUCCUCUUGGAAGAAGGUGUUGCCUCGGCCAGAAGAAAGCAAGAGCUAAUUUGAGGCUUCUCUUCUCACUGCAACUGGUUAUGAGGAGUGACGUUUCAUUUGUUUUGGAAACAGAAGCACUCACUUUUCAGUACAUGACUCCCUGUCCUGACUUGCAGUUGACCCUGAAUAGUUACAGCAACAUGAGCCGAGUCCCUGCAGCGCUAAGGCUUAAGCUUUGCUGCAACUAUUGUCACGUAGUGUUCCCCCCGAUGAGACUCCAAGGCUCAAAAAAGUCAGGAAGAUUUUUUUCAAAUGAUCACUGUGAUAUCUUUUGGUUUAAUCUGAGAUAGCAGUGCAAGAAUGGUGCUGAUUCUCAUAGUUCAUGAAGGGGACUCAACAUAAGUCUGACAUAAAAUCUAUUUCUUGGGUCUGCUUUUUCUCGCUCUUUCAAUCAAUCUGACACACAUAUUCACACGUCCAGUCACACCUCUACUUCGCAGUUCUGCUUACAUUGCCAGGAGACAGAUUCACAGUGAGCCAGUCAGCUGUUGAGUCUGGCUCCAGGUGAGCGCAUUCGUUAAGCUUGCUGUGAUGCGGCCUACUCAGACAGAUCUAGUCAGGGGUGCACACACACACACACAUACACACGCAUAGGCCUUGGGGUAUCCUUCUAUUCAUCCAUUGCCCCAUCCCGUCAUCAAUUUACCACCCUAUUCAUCCACGUCUCUGUCCUGUACUUGAUCUAUGAGCAGCUGGCCCUGUCAUGUAGUGUACCCGCCCCCACCCCAGCCCAACGCUCCACCAUUAUGGAACAGCAGUACAGAGAUAGGAACAAUAGCAGCAGCAGCAUGAUAGCAUGAUCCCUUUACCCCACUGUCCUCACUCACCUCACUGACUGUCCCAUUAGCAGGGCAGACUUCACUGUCAGCUGUUGGCUCAAUGCACCACUCCCACUCUGUGAGAACACAUGGUUUCUCCUGUUUGAAAAGCUAAUACCUGUGAUUAAAAAAUACAUGCACUUCUUCUAAGUAAAAAACUAAUAUUAUCACUGCUAAGACAGUUAUGUAGAUCAAGUUUUCAUCGGUCUGGCAUAUCAGAAUAAAAAUAACUUAUUAUGAACAAACAGUGAUUCAUAAUUUGUUCAAUUUACUUGGUGGUUAGAAAAACAUAGUAUGUGAUUUAACCAAUCAGGCAGAUUUUGGGGGGCUUAUACAUCUACAAGUAUCUACAUGUGAAGUCCUAAUAAACUUUCACAAUCAGUCAAGGGUUUUUGUGCAGCAGCUCUCAAAUAUAAAUGUAAAGUGAGUGCUGCAGAGUAGGUGAUCAGGGAGUAUGAUGUGUCCACCAUAGCAUGGAGGUCAGCGUGGUGGCAUUUUAAGUCCAGCAUUGCUGCCCAGUGAUGUAGAAUUGUGUUUCUGUAUUUAGGAUGAUCCUCUGGGGAACCUGAACCUGGCUUUCGACAUAGCGGAGAAACACCUGGACAUUCCCAAAAUGCUGGAUGCAGAAGGUAAUGUUUUGUGAAAUAGAUGUACUCUAAUUUCAACGCUCUUAUAAUUUGCCCUUUAAAUCAUGGAUUUGAAGCACAUUUCACUAACCUGGUUGUAUACAAAGAUAACUUGUCUAUUUCUAGCUUAAUAUCCUCUUUGACCAAAAGUUGCAGAACAAACUUGUUCCCUUUACAUUCUCCGUAUAAAUGUUCCACAUUUUUGAUUUUACCCUUUUUUAUAAACUUCUUUCUGUAACUCUCCUUUCUUCUCUUUUAAUGCAACAGAUAUCAUCAACACCCCUAAGCCUGAUGAGAGAGCUAUCAUGACCUAUGUGUCCUGCUUUUACCAUGCUUUUGCUGGAGCAGAGCAGGUAUCAGUGCUAUACCUAUUGCCCUCACCUUUCCUGCUUCAGAUGACUAAGUUAUCACCAACAGCACAGAGUCAAAGACAAAAGCAUAAGCCAAAUCUUGAUAUUUUGAUUCAUGUGUAAAUAUUUAGUGUCUUGCUAAUGUAAAUAUUGGACUGACCUUGAGUGGCAUAACCCACAGUGGUAAUCUGCAUAUAAAAUUAUGUUAUAAAUUCAUCUUAUGCUUUCAGGCAGAGACAGCUGCCAACAGGAUCUGUAAGGUGCUCGGUGUAAACCAGGAGAAUGAGAAAAUGAUGGAGGAGUAUGAGAGACUGGCCAGUGAGGUAAAGUAUUGUUUGAAUUUUAUUAAAUACAAAUGUAAAUGCAGAGCGAUUUUCCUGCAAAGUGAUGACACAUUGUGAAAUAAAACCUUUGAUGCUUCAAAGCUAAAUUAAAAAAACUUUAUACCCUCAGUGUGUAAUUGUUUGUACAGUGUAAAUGACAUGUAACUUCGCUCUCAUGAUGAAAGAAGUUCAAAGGAGAAGCACACUCCGUCCUUCACCCACUCAUGUACCCCAUUGCUGCGAUGAGCUGUGACCCAUCUGCUUAAAAAUUAAUAAUUCAUCACUGCCUUCCUGUGCUCUGCUAUCUAAGCAUGAAGGAGACUUUUGCUUUUCCUUUUAUUCAUACAUUAUCCUUGUGUUUCCCAGCUGCUGGAGUGGAUCCGCCGGACCACACCCUGGCUGGAGAAUCGAACCCCAGAAAAGACCAUGGCAGAGAUGCAGCGGAAGCUGGAGGACUUCAGGGACUACAGACGCCAGCACAAGCCCCCCAAGGUGCAGGAGAAGUGCCAGCUGGAAAUUAACUUCAACACCCUGCAGACCAAGUUGCGCAUCAGCAAUCGUCCCGCCUUCAUGCCCUCUGAGGGGAAGAUGGUGUCUGUAAGUUGCAGUGAAGAAUUUUCCCACUGCUUGUAAUUCAAAGAGUGCAAAACAGAUCUCAUGACAAGUUUAUUGGAAACUGAGAAGAUACAAAGGGCUUGAAAGCUCCAGACAUUACUCUUAUCUAGCUUCAUUCUUUACCUACAUUCUUUUACUUCUAAUGCCAUUCUGUUUUGGGCGCUGUUUCUUCUCUUAUUCACUUUUUAAGUUACUAUAAACUUUUUACUUUUAUAUUUCACAUAUAUUGGAAAAUCUUUUCUUUCAAUUUUGGAAUAGUUCAGAACUGUAAUUUCCUUUUGGAUGAAUAAAUCAUAUUUUCUAUUGUGUAUAUUUUACCUUGUCUAUUCAUCAAAGUCAAACACCGUUUCUGUAUGUAUACAGGACAUAGCAAGUGCGUGGCAGGGCCUGGAGCAGGCAGAGAAAGGCUACGAGGAGUGGCUCCUCACAGAGAUUCGCAGGCUUGAGAGGCUGGACCACCUGGCUGAAAAGUUCCGCCAAAAAGCCACCAAUCAUGAGAACUGGGCCAGUGGUCAGUUGUUGUUUUUCUCCGUUUUUUUAUCUCAGCUUAUAAGCUAAUGAUUUAUCUAGCCGCAUCUGCAUUCUUGCUUUUCAGUUCUAAGUAUUUCUUUUAAUCAUUAGAGCGUUUUUAGACUUUUAGUUCAGGCUUCCUAAUUAGAUAUGAUGGAAAGUUUUCAAUUUUUCAAACAUAAUCAGCUUAAAGUAGGCUUGAAGUCAUUUUCUCCAUCUGCAUUGGCCAAAUAAGGCCUGCUGUUUAGAUCAAACUUGUUAAUCAUUUAGCUGUUCCUCUCCCUGACCUGAAACCUCUUGCUCUCUUUGCAUGUGUGUGUUAUUCAGGUAAGGAACUGAUGCUGUCCCAGAAGGACUAUGAAUCAGCCACCCUGACAGAAAUCAGAGCAUUGCUUCGAAAACAUGAGGCCUUUGAGAGUGACUUGGCGGCUCACCAGGACAGAGUGGAGCAGAUUGCUGCUAUUGCUCAGGAGCUCAAGUAUGCACUCUUUUAACAAAUAUUUGCAUGUGUCAUGGAGGCCCAGGAGAGUGUUUUACUCCUGCCAAACACAAUCACAGAGGAAGGGAAGGAGAGGAGGAGGAGGAGGAGGGAGGGAGGGUUAUCUUGCAGCACCCAAAAUCACCCAAUACAAUCUUAAUUUUUGUUUCUUUCUCAUAAACAUUACUUCAAAAGUAUUGUAGCUUCAAUACCUUGAAGUUUGAACCACAUGGUAAAAAGCUUCCUCCAAACUACCUUCUCCUUUAGUCAUCACUGAAUAUCUCUGCACAAAACUGAAGGGUGUGGUUUGCUGGCAUGUUGACAUAUCCAAUCAGCGGUCAAUGAUGAACACCUGUGGCACCAGUGAACACCUGGCCUUCGUUACCCAUCUGGUGUGAUUGGCUUCAUAUUUAACCUAGGCACUGAAAAAGGAGGCUAACAUUUCAGCUGAGAAGCAAAAUGGCCUCUCUGUUACCCAUAAGGUAUGUACUGGUUUAAUGUUUUAGUUUUUUUUAACACUCUGCCUGUUAUUUUACCAAGAGUUUGACCCUGCUGUUUUUCCCUUUCAGUCAGUUGCUCCUUAUUGCACUGUCAUGCUGGAAUGUCCACUGCUUUCCUGCUAAAAAAGGUAACACUUCAGUUAAUCUAGCAGUAUGAGAUUUCACCUAAUGUUCUUAGACUUUCUUUAAUUGAAUUUUACCUCUUGUUUUUCCACUUAGGCUUGAGCUCAUCCCAGAAUGUUCCUGCUCAGCAGCCCUCCAAUCCGAUUCAACCUGUCUCAAUUCUGCAUAACCCAAAACCAGCAGUGGGAAUAAGUCCAGCAAGUGCCACCCCAGUGUAUAAUGUAGCUCCAUUAAAUGCUGCUCCAAGUGGGGCUUAUUAUGGAGGAUCUCCAUCUGCUCACAGCAUGGCUCAGCCCCUGUAUUCCAAUAGCAUUUCUCCCCCCCAGCCUUCCUACCACAGUGGUGAUCUUGACAACUACCUUGGAAGAUAUGAGCAUGGUGGGUCAGAACGGCAGACUAGUGAGCUGGGUCACCACUCCACCCCUUCAGGACCAUCUUACCAGGGUGGUGAUCUUGACAACUAUCUUGGAAGAUACGAGCAUGGUGGGUCAGAACGGCAGACUAGUGAGCUGGGUCACCACUCCACCCCUUCAGGGCCGUCUUACCAGGGGGGUGAUCUUGACAACUAUUUGGGAAGAUAUGAACAUGGUGGGUCAGAACGGCAGACUGAAGAGCUGGGUCAACAUGCCACCUCCUCAGGGCCUUCUUAUCAGGGUGGGGAUCUUGACAACUAUCUUGGAAGAUAUGAACACGGUGGGUCAGAACGGCAGACUGAAGAGCUGGGUCAACACGCCACCUCCUCAGGGCCUUCUUAUCAGGGUGGGGAUCUUGACAAUUAUUUGGGAAGAUAUGAACAUGGUGGGUCAGAACGAGAGACUGAGGAGCUGGGUCAUCAUUCGACUCCAUCAGGACCAGUCUACCAAGGUGGUGAUCUUGACAACUACAUGGGUAGAUAUGAACAUGGCGGAUCAGAAAGAGAGACUGAAGAACUGGGUCAUCAUUCAUCUCCAACGGGGCCAGUAUACCAGGGUGGUGAUCUUGACAACUACAUGGGAAGAUAUGAACAUGGCGGAUCAGAACGAGAGACUGAAGAGCUGGGCCAGCAUUCAGCUCCAACAGGACGUUCUUUCCAGGGUGGUGAUCUUGACAACUAUGAAGGCCGCUUUGAGCAUGGCGGAUCAGAAAGAGAGACUGAAGAGCUGGGCCAGCAUUCAACUCCAACAGGACGUUCUUUCCAGGGUGGUGAUCUUGACAACUAUGAAGGCCGCUUUGAGCAUGGCGGAUCAGAAAGAGAGACUGAAGAGCUGGGCCAGCAUUCAACUCCAACAGGACGUUCUUUCCAGGGUGGUGAUCUUGACAACUAUGAAGGCCGCUUUGAGCAUGGCGGAUCAGAAAGAGAGACUGAAGAGCUGGGCCAGCAUUCAACUCCAACAGGACGUUCUUUCCAGGGUGGUGAUCUUGACAACUAUGAAGGCCGCUUUGAGCAUGGCGGAUCAGAACGAGAGACUGAAGAGCUCAGCCAGCAUUCAACUCCAACAGGACGUUCUUUCCAGGGUGGUGAUCUUGACAACUAUGAAGGCCGCUUUGAGCAUGGCGGAUCAGAACGAGAGACUGAAGAGCUCGGCCAGCAUUCAACUCCAACAGGACGUUCAUUCCAAGGUGGUGAUCUUGACAACUAUGAAGGCCGCUUUGAGCAUGGUGGAUCAGAACGAGAGACUGAAGAACUUAGUCAACACUCGUCAUCUUCUGAAUCUUCAUACCAGGGUGGUGAUCUGGACAAUUAUGAAGGCCGCUUUGAGCAUGGCAGUUCUGAAAGGGAAACAGAGGAGCUGAGUCAUCAUUCAUCUUCCUCAGAACCUGUCUACCAGGGUGGUGAUUUGAGUCAUUAUGAAGCUGUGGUUGAGCAUGGAUCUGCUGAGAGGGAAACAGAAGAUUUUGGCCACAUGCAACCUCGUUCUGUGCAGUUUCAACAAGGAACAACACAACUGUAUCCUGGACAGACUCCUUUAGGAACAGGGCAGCCAUCGGUUAUCUUGACAUCAGGAGGCCCUGAGCAGCUAGUUUCACAAGAAGUGGGACUGUUGAGACCAGACCAGUUCUUCCUCUUCCUAACUGGUCAGCUUCCUCCAGGUACAGUCACUCACUACCAGUCCGGUGUUGAACAAGGCAAAGACCAUUUGGAUGAAGUUCAUUAUGAGAGGUACUACAUUCCCACGUACCAAUACCAACCCAUUCCAGUGGUUCAGCAGCAACCUGUGGUUCAACAACAAGCUAUGCCCACCAAGGGAGUACCCGGUGAUCAGAUCUUGCAGAGGCCCCAGGACUAUGACAAAAUUUAAGCAGGAUCAAGUUUGAAAACCAACUUGAAGAUCUGGGUAAAGGCAGCUCCAGCCCCUGCAGUUUACUCAAAUUACUGUUUUCAAGUUGCUUGUUCUGAUAUUUAAAUAAAAUGUGAAAAAACCCACAAUGCCUAAAGUGUUUUAUUUUUGAUGUUUUUGCCUAAAGUUUGAUUUGUCACUUUUCAAGCAAAAGGUAUUGAACUUAAAAAUCUAACCAGCAACACAAGUCUGAUGCUCAAUACUUGUAUGUUAAACUUACUAGAUAAAAUGUCUUAAAUUUAAAGUUCAGACUUUGCCUUCCUGGCACCAGCCUGACUUUAAUUUUGGUCGGUGUGGCUGUACUGAUUCAAGUAUUGGGUGGGCUGAAAACGAUAGGUGAGAACCUGAGCUCAUUUUGCAAACUGCAAAGCAAAUUUAAGGGCAUAAUAGUAAUACUGUUUCCAUAUCUCUGAUCACUUAAAUACAGUUCUUGCUUUUUUCAGUGAGCUGGAUUACCAUGAUGUGGCUGCUGUGAAUCAGCGCUGCCAGAGCAUCUGUGAUCUGUGGGACAAGUUGGGUACCCUGACUCAGAAGAGGAGGGAGUCACUGGAGGUGAGGGGAAACAUUCCGAUAUCAUUUUGAAGUGGUACUCUUAUCUGAUCUACUCAAUAGUCCUUUGAGCAGCUCAAGCUGGCAGGGUUUACUUUUGCUUUUUUCAUUUGGAUAAGUCCCCACAAGAGUGUGCUAAUGUUCCACAUGGGCCACAAUUGACAGGCUGGAUGAAGCUGCAACCAAGACAAACUUAAUCAAAAUGUCAGUGUAAGCAUAUUCAAGUGUCUGUCAAUGACAUCUGAACAGUGAAGACACAAGUGAUUAAUGAGGAGAGAUAACUGGAUCCCCUUUUACCAUCCAUGACCCAGAUAGAAUGGUAAAACAGGAAGGGUAAAAGGAUAAAGGAGAAAUAGAUGUAAGAAUCCUUUAUAGAGAGUGGCUGGCUCAACGCCCACCAGCCACUUCCUCUGAUCCAUGCUGGUCAUUCCAGACCUGCAAAUGUGUGGGGGCCUGGGAAAAGAGCCAAGGAUUAAUUCUGAAUGACGGGGACAGGGGUCCGUGUUCCAUCUUCCAACUACCCAAUGUCCCCUGCUGGGGUGGAGGGACUCUCUCGGGAAUAACUGAGCCAGGGUUGGGGGUUAACAAGGCCAUACCAAUGUUUUGAACCCAGGGAUUAGUUAUUAAGACAGGUGAUGGGGAAAUUGGAGAGAAAGAUUUUGAGUACUUCAAAGGCCAGAGGGCCACCUUUUACUGACUUUUCUUAGGAGUUAAAAAUGUACAACAGAUAUGUGAAUUUUGUGUAAUUCUCUCAGCGAACAGAGAAGCUGCUGGAGACUAUUGAUCAGUUGUUCCUGGAGUUUGCAAAGAGGUCUGCCCCUUUCAACAACUGGAUGGAAGGGGCCAUGGAGGAUUUGCAGGACAUGUUCAUAGUGCAUACAACCGACGAGGUCCAGGUAGGUUCGAUUACAGCACUCUUACUUUCUCAUUGCAAAUUCGAGCUUCAUUUCACAGAAUUUUUACCAUUAAAAAGCUCUGUUAGGAUUGACCCUGCACUCAAUUUUCUUGUGAUUCAUGGAUGUUCAAUAUCACACACUGAGGAGUGUUUGCAGGUCUGUCGCAUCUGAAAGAGAAAAGCAUAAAAUGUUAUUGCUCUUUCUGAAAUUUAAAUUUUAAUAACAUUUCAGGACUUCCCUUUUCCCCUUUCAGAGUCUAAUCUCAGCUCAUGAGCAGUUCAAAGCGACUCUCCCUGAGGCAGACGCAGAGAGACAGGCCAUAUUGGGAAUCCAAAAUGAGGUGCAGAAAAUUUCCCAGAGCUAUGGGAUCAAGGCCAGCAUUGUAAACCCCUACAGCACCCUCACAAUUGAAGAGCUCCUCAACAAGUGGGAAAAUGUAACUACAACUCAUCUCAUGUUCACUCAGACACAUGUAGCAGGAUUUAGAGGCAUUACUCAGAAUCAGCUUGUGUAAAUAAGACUCAGCACCGAUGAAGGAUCUUGAAUAUAUAAUACAAACAUUUAAGCAUACAGUGACUUGAUUUAAAUGGUUGUAAUUACAAAUGAGCAUUUUUUUUAGGUGAAGAAGCUGGUUCCCCAGAGAGAUGGUGCCCUCCAAGAGGAGAUGGCCCGUCAGCAUGCGCACGAAAGGCUGAGACGACAGUUUGCUGCCCAGGCUAAUCUCAUUGGUCCUUGGAUCCAGACCAGGAUGGAGGUCAGACAUAGUACAUAAAGAUCUCGUGGGCAAUAAAGCAGUUAUCUCCAACUGAUAAAAUUAAGAUGGAAAAUGGAGGAUAAUCACAUUUAAAUGCAUUGCAUAUAAGGGAGAUGCACUGAUAGUGGCUUUACUAAUAACAAUGAUAAUUAAAUAACACAUACAUUGAACAUUUGUUGACCUGAUUUGUCCUGACUAAUUUUACUUGUAGCACUGGUAAAGACUCCCUCGUAAAAACAGCAUUGCCUAAUUUUACUUGGUUAAAAAAUGUAGUAUCUCUUUAUCCUAAUAGGAAAUUGGGCGCUGUUCUGUGGAGAUUGGAGGCACCCUGGAGGACCAGAUGACCCAGCUGAAGCAAGUGGAGCAUGUCAUUGUUGCUUACAAGCCCAACAUCGACAAACUGGAGGGAGACCACCAACUAAUCCAAGAGUCACUGGUGUUUGACAACAAACACACCAACUACACUAUGGAGGUAUGCAAACCUAGUUAAAAGACUUUUCCUAUUAUGGUUGUGUACACUCGCAUACAUCCAGAAAUUUGUAAAUGAAAUACUUAUUUAAAAAAUUCACAGAUCUGUACGUAAGCAUAUACACUAAUUGUUCUUUAACAUGUUCACUUUUGAAACAUUUAACAAUCACAGCUGCUUGUGUCUCUGUGGUAAUGUUGUCUUUGUCAACACAGCACAUCCGUGUUGGCUGGGAGCUGCUACUCACAACCAUCGCGCGGACCAUCAACGAGAUUGAGACCCAGAUCCUGACUCGUGAUGCCAAAGGAAUCAGCCAGCAGCAGAUGAAUGAGUUCAGAUCCUCCUUCAACCACUUUGACAGGGUACAGCUUAAUGCCGUUCCUCACAACUAAACUCUUUUUGUUAUAGAAUGGCUGAUCUCUGGGUCUCUUGGAGACAAGAAGGGGAGCAAAAGGGUGGUUGCUGUAUUGUACUGAGAGAUGGCACAAGUGACCUCCCUACAGAGAAGCCCUUACUAAACCCAGGAGCAAUGUUCAGUUGCUGAUUGUAUAUUUGACCUGUAGUGAGUCCAUGUGGUGAGACGAGAUGAGAAUGUAACAGUUCUACUCCCUGGGCCUUCUCAGAUAACUACACAUAAUGCAUUAUCAACCAUAGCUGCUAUUGUAAUGUGGAAAUUUAGGUCAAUGGUGGAUGUUGUCUUUGAGGAUUAAGCUUGUUUAAAGCUACACUUGUAAGAAUUGCCCAUUGUAAAUAAAUUACACCAUGCCAGAGCAACAGAAAUACUAUUCCUGCAAAAUUGAUCACACAUGUCAAAAAGUAUUCAGCUACUUUCUACUUACAUUCUCAGUAAUCAUGCUAUUUGAGCUCAACUUUCAUGUGCACAGUCAGUGCGUUCAUGCAAGUAUAUGAAAUCUUUCAAUUACUGUUUUAAUGGGUUUUUAAUCUCUCAAAUCUCCUUCAACAUCGAUUCGUCCUAUGACAAAGCCAAAUCAUCACAAAGCUGAUUGGGUGAUAAAAGUUGGAAGCAUUCCUCUGGAGUUAUGUCUCUUAUAAUAGAUCAAAACAUCCCAUUGUUGGAGUCAGAUCUGAGGGAGGUUUGAAAACAUGUCUUUGGUCUUGCAUUAUUGCUGUCAGGUUUAAUACCAAAUCAACAGCACAUGGUGCUACAUGUUUGUGACUUGGCUUGGGCCUCUAUUAUGCUUCAAUCUUCCCUUUAAUCUCCUCUGACUCCACUCUCCUCUUAUUUCCUGUUUGCUGAACCUAAAAUCUGGCCUCUGACUGUAGAAGAAAAAUGGAGCCAUGGAGACUGAUGACUUCAGAGCCUGCCUCAUCUCUAUGGGUUAUGACUUGGUAUGGUAAUCCUGAAGUGGUUGGGUUGAUGGUACCAUGUAACCAGACACUCUUUGACUUUUUCUUAAAAUACGUACUACACACUCUUCUCAUUCUCCAUUUGUGUCUUUCUCAGGGCGAGGUUGAGUUUGCCCGCAUAAUGAUACUUGUGGACCCCAAUGGGACUGGAAAUGUCUCUUUCCAAUCUUUCAUUGACUUUAUGACCAGAGAGACGGCUGACACAGACACGGCAGAGCAAGUUGUGGCAUCCUUCCGAAUCCUGGCAGCUGACAAGGUUUGUAUGUGUGUGGUUUUUUUUUUGCUGGCCUACUGACAAAUGUGUGGCUAUUGUAAGGCAACACUAAUUUUUGGGGGGAUUUUUCAUAUCAUUGAUUUAUGAUUCAAAGAGAUCCAAUAUGUCUGAUCUGUGUCUCCUCUCUACCACAGCCGUACAUACUAGUGGAGGAACUGAGGAGAGAACUACCCCCUGAACAAGCAGAGUACUGCAUCAUGAGGAUGCCCCCUUACGCCGGCCCUGGUGCACCACCUGGAGCACUGGACUACACUGCCUUCUCUACUGCCCUCUAUGGGGAGAGUGACCUUUAACCUACUAGACUUGCCAACUUCAUCUACUGACAGUUAAACUAGCCACCCCUCAUCUGCCCAACCCUCCCAUACAUCUAUGUCCCCAUGAUUUUAAAGAAUUCAUUUGAAAGUUGGGUCAGAUAUGUUGAAUGAAAUGUGCUACAAUCCACACUAGUUUGUUUCUUCAUGUUUUCUUCCAUGAUCAUGCUGAGCACUGUCAUGUAUCUUGGUCCUGUUCCCAUGUCCCCCUUGUUGAAAAAAUUGCCCCCCAAACCAGUACAAGUUGCUAUGUUCAAAUUAAAAAUAUGAGCAAAAAUGUCAUUGUAUAGUUCAUCCUGUGUGGUAUUCGUGCAGAGAGAGAAGCUUUAUGAAAUUAUGAGAGAGAGAAAAACAGUACUGCAAGAACCCUAGCUUUUCGUCUGAAAUAUGAGUCCUCAGCAGUGUCAUAUCUUUCCCCAAAGUAUUACCUAAUACAAGAUUUAGUAUCAAUACUUGUGCAAAUGCCAUAUUUGACUAUCUUUUUGCUCCAGUGCCUUAAAAAACUCAAUUUGUUUACUUUUGUAAUCAGGUUUUUUCCCAACCCUCCGGUGGCUGACACAUUUUUAAUUUCCUUGAGGGAACCUUCCCAAAAGGAUCAAUACAGUUCUAUCUAAUCUAAUCAAUUUUUGAGGCAUACUAUAUGAAAACAAGUUAAAUGUCACUCUGUAUAUGUACGUCUUUGCCAUUUGAUCUGAAGAAACAGGAUUCAACUCAAAUAUGCCAUGUACAAGCCCAUAACAUGUUAACUGUAUGCCAAUCACUUUUUGCUGAAACUUUUUUUAUGUAAUGCUCUUCAAGAAUGCUAAAUUGCACAUUUUGUGUCCUUAAUUUCACACCUAUUGGCAGUUUGUGAACUAUGCAAGAACACUGCAGAAGUUUUCAAGGUAUUUUUUUUUUUUUUUUGUGUGAAGUAUUGGCCACCUCACAAACUAGGCACAUAGCACUGUGGCACACCACUUAUUUAAUAUUCUAUUAAGAUGCAAGCAAUUCCCUUUAAAAGAAGUUCCUUUUUCCUGCAAACAAUACCUUGUAGAGAACGAAACACUUACGGUGCCAGAAAUGUGCUAAGUUUUGGUGGAAGUUUUGGUUUUCUUGUAUUUUGGUUGGAAAAUAAAGAUACUCAGGCAGUACUGUCAUCUUGAAGAAAUUUUCAGAUUCUGUUAUCGGUGAAUUCAAGAGUAACACUUUGUACUUGAGAGUAAUGGAUCAAUUAAAGUUUUUGUUUGACUUGUUCAAA